CAUAUUGGGUUUGCAAGCCUGCAAUUUGAGACGAAAAGAGAGUCCUUUUAAUCAAAAACCCCCACUCGAAAGGGUUUCCCAUUCCUCCUAAUUUAUUCCUCUUCUUGGUUGCCUUGCCUGCGCCUAGUUAUUGCCAUCUCUGCUUCUUUCCAGGCUUCACUCAACCUCCAUCGAGGCUUCUAUUUUUUUUCGAAGGAAAUCCAAUUCCAUUCCAGUUCACACUUAGAAAUGGCAAUAUGGUUUGUGAUUAGACGGUUAAACAAUUUGUCCAGCCGACUUUUCUCACUGUUUCUCUCUCUCCGCAUCUUCGCUUUUCUCACUUUACAGCCCAGUUUUAGGGUUUUCUUCGAUCCGUUUUUGCUCGAUUCCACAUUUCGUCUCAUGACUUCGCCAGAUUGCGAAUCUCCUCUUUGACCAAACAGCUUGCCUUCCCAAAUCCGAGCUAGCGCCUGAAAACCUUGAAAAGGUUAAAAAAAGAAAAUCAAAUAAAUCAAAAGCCCUCAGGCCUCAGUACCGCCGAACCCUGUUAAUAGCCUGCUUCCCCAAAAUAUUUAGACCGUGGAACAGCAAAGAUAAUUCAUUGGCUUAAUCAAAUUGGGUAUCUCUUAUAUCAACCUAAAAUGAAGGUAAAAGUUGUGUGCAGGAAGCUGUAUGACUACAUCCGAUACGAUCUCAAAGAAAUAGCUUUCCCUUCUUCAUUGCCUGAUCCUCCCCACAUAAAAAAGUGCCGCAAAUUGACUUGGCACGAGCGCUUCUUGGUCUUGAAGGAGGCCUCCAGGCUUUAUACUGCAAGUUGGGUAAGGGAUAUUGGUCCUGAUCUUAGACCAAACGAUUAUAAGAAGGAUGAUGGGAUUAAAGGUAAAUCCCAUGGAGAUAAGAGUAGGAGUACAGAGAUAGAACCUUCGACCUUGGAGGAUAUUGCGAUUGCUGCAAGAGGAGGGAUGGAGACUUUGAGGCCUGCAUUACAGAGGUUAUACAUGACAAGGGCUUCUGCAUAUAGAGAUGCUCUUAAGAGUUUCAUAGAAGGAUAUCAAGAAGGUAUCCAGCAGAUCAUGGAGAAAAAGGAAGAUUCUUCUAAAGCACAUCAAGAAGGCAAUACUGAUAAAAAUUCAACUUGAUGGCUGAUAAGUGCAUAAUCGGAGAUGCAUGUGAGUACUUCUCCAGCACACCUAUUGUAGAUACAAGUUUAGAGAUUUGGUGGAGCUGGGUUGGCAUGAAAUCACAAGAAUGAUACAUCCUGAGAAUUUUCCUGUAUUGAGAAAGUGACCUUUAGAAACUACAAAUAUAAUGGGAAUCUCCAUUGACAAUGGUGAUGCUCUUUCCUUCUUGUCAUCUCAUGUUUAUUAAUUUUUGUUGUAGUUUAGUAUUCAACGUGCUUGAGCUUGGAGAAAUGUAAAAGAACCUUAAUGCUUUAUGUCUUUGUUAAGUGCAACUGAAGAAUUACUUAGA
This is a messenger RNA of Gossypium raimondii (Peruvian cotton), 1449 nucleotides long. RefSeq lists its product as uncharacterized. The transcript is spliced from 5 exons. NCBI's taxonomy places the organism in Eukaryota, Viridiplantae, Streptophyta, Magnoliopsida, Malvales, Malvaceae. Bases 621 to 1118 code for a protein of 165 amino acids. The record is from RefSeq and is a predicted model, not a curated record.